This is a messenger RNA of Sabethes cyaneus, 1554 nucleotides long. It is a transcript of the gene Sar1, whose product is annotated as GTP-binding protein SAR1. The record is from RefSeq and is a predicted model, not a curated record. Gene Ontology annotation, biological process: intracellular protein transport; membrane organization; vesicle organization. Gene Ontology annotation, cellular component: COPII vesicle coat; endoplasmic reticulum exit site. The transcript has 6 exons. Bases 278 to 859 code for a protein of 193 amino acids. Gene Ontology annotation, molecular function: GTP binding; GTPase activity. NCBI's taxonomy places the organism in Eukaryota, Metazoa, Arthropoda, Insecta, Diptera, Culicidae.
AGUUCAUAUCACGCAUAGGCAUAGUCGCAUAGUCAAAAAAGAGCAAAGAAAAGUGUCCGUCUCCAUCAUCAUCGGUUUGGGGUGAAAAAUAUUUCAGCAAAGUUCCGUGUUGUCUAGCGUUCUAGUGAAAGUUUUGUUUCUUCCGAGUUGAAUCAGCUUCCGCGGACUUCAUUUCACGCUAGAUACUACACGGUUCUCUGCGCUCAAUAUCGUCAAAGCGUCCAUCGUCUGCCAUUCGUUUUCUUAAGCGUUCAGGAAAAGUCAAAACGCAGUCAGCAUGUUCAUCUGGGACUGGUUUACCGGAGUGCUUGGCUACUUGGGCCUCUGGAAAAAGUCUGGGAAGCUGCUGUUCCUCGGUUUAGACAAUGCCGGUAAAACAACCCUGCUGCACAUGCUGAAGGACGACCGAUUGGCACAGCAUGUGCCCACGUUACAUCCCACAUCCGAAGAACUUUCGAUCGGUAAUAUGCGAUUCACCACAUUCGAUUUGGGUGGACACACGCAAGCGCGCCGCGUGUGGAAGGACUAUUUCCCGGCAGUUGACGCAAUCGUCUUCUUGAUCGACGCUUGGGACCGCAGCCGUUUUACCGAAAGUAAGAACGAACUGGACUCGCUGCUAACUGACGAGGCCUUGUCAAACUGUCCGGUACUGAUUCUUGGCAACAAGAUCGACAAACCGGGUGCGGCUAGCGAAGACGAGCUGAGGAACCACUUUGCACUGUAUCAACUUACGACCGGCAAGGGCAAAGUACCUCGUAAUGAGCUGCCUGGGCGUCCUCUUGAGUUGUUUAUGUGUUCUGUACUAAAGCGGCAAGGUUACGGAGAGGGUUUCCGUUGGUUAGCUCAGUACAUUGACUAAUGGCGGAGUGCAACGGGCGUUUACGCUUGGUUGAGAGGGAAGCGAUUGAACAAUAGCAACAUCAGCAUCAACAACAGCAACAACUAUCUUGAAGUGCAGCGUACAUGCAUCAUGUGGUGCACCAAGACACACUCACACAGAAUUUAGGAAGAUUAAGGGACUUUCGGGCGAUGGGGUAAACAAGUAUUCUGGGGCGCGUGAUAUUCAAUAAAAAAAAUAGUAAAAAACCAAUUGAGCACUAUGCUGAAAUGCAGUGGCUAUACAUAUAUUUAAAAAAUUCACACAUCUACGAGAUAAACGGUGAAACAAGUUCUGCGCUAUGUUGUCUUAUGUCUACGUUGAUUAGAUUAUGGGAACCGACGGACAAUUUAGAAUUAUCGAAGCCUAUCAAAAAUGAUCAUCCGCUGGUUAAAACUGUUUAAUUUCUGUUUCCAUUUAUGUUGCGUUUUUUCGGCUUAGUUGUUGGUUAUAGGCUUGUCUCUGCAGAAUAAACUCAGCAUUUAGUUAACUUCCAAUCUUUCAUAUAGAAAAGACAAAAAGACGCGAUUCCAGUUUGGAAAAGCGGUAGUGAAAUCAUCAUACCCGUUUCUAGCAUACGGUCCCGUUUCUAAAAUAAAAAGCAGGAAAAUCAGACGGAUUAUAAAUGUAUCUACCGAUCAGCAAAAUCUCCAGGUUUUUAGAUAUAAAAAAUUACA